GCUAUGGAGUGCUGAUGGACUGCUAGAUUAUAUGAAAUGCUUGGGUCCUACUGAACAAAACACAGACAUGUGUGGUGGUUUGUCCACUUUCAGUCGGGGAGGAGCCAAAUCCAAAUACCGUAUUAACCAUAGCACAAAGUGGGAUUUUGUAAAUAUUUAUUUCAUAAAAAUAUAUUUAAAUUGUAUGCUUCCAUGAAGAAAAAAACAAAUAGCUGGUGUUCCUCAUAACUGUGAGGUUGGUGAAGUCCAGCUGGUUCUGUCUGAGGGCUUCGUUCUGAACAUCAUCCAUCCAGACUGAGUCAUGGCAGCAAAGGGGAUCCAGAGAGCAGCAGAUGACAGUGAUCACAGCAUUGAAGGAGGACGUCCAAACCUCUCCGCUGAGGAGAUGAAAAUGGCAGAGGUCAGACUUUCAGAAGAUCAGGACCAGUUCAGCUGUCCAGUGUGUCUGGAUCUACUGAAGGAUCCAGUGACUAUUCCCUGUGGACACAGUUUCUGUAUGGUGUGUAUUAAUGACUUCUGGGAUCAGGAGGAUCAGAGGGGAAUCUACAGCUGCCCUCAGUGCAGAGAGACUUUCACUCCAAGGCCUGUUCUACGCAGAAACUACAUGCUGGCUAAAGCGCUGCAGAAACUGAAGAAGACAGAACUCCAAGCUGCUUCUCCUAUUCACUGUUACGCUGAACCUGGAGAUGUGGAGUGUGAUUCCUGCACUGAGAGGAAACACAAAGCCAUCAAGUCCUGUUUGGUGUGUCUGGCCUCCUUCUGUGAAACUCACAUCAGACCUCACUAUCAGUCUCUUGCCUUUAAGAAACACACACUGGUUAAAGUCAUCUCAAGACUACAAGAGAAGAUCUGCUCUCAACAUGAUAAAGUGACUGAGAUCUUCUGUCGUACUGACCAAAGCUUCGUCUGUCAUUUGUGUACAAUGUAUGAACACAAAGGUCAUGAUACAGUGUCAGUGUGAUGGGGCAAGCCAAGUCAGACACUAGCAGAUAAGAGGUAAAACUUUUAUUACAAUCCAAAUCUGUAGUGUUGAAUCAUCAAGGGUCAGAACCACAAAAACAAAGCCAGGGGUAAUCACAAUCAUGAAGAAAAAACAGUCUGAGUCAAUAACCAGAGAUCAAACAAAAAUGAUUUACCAGAGAAGAAAAGGUGAGAGCUACCACGAGUCCUGUGUCAUGCCAACAGUCAGAC
This is a messenger RNA of Electrophorus electricus (electric eel), 1191 nucleotides long. RefSeq names its product E3 ubiquitin/ISG15 ligase TRIM25-like. Gene Ontology annotation, molecular function: zinc ion binding. Lineage: Eukaryota; Metazoa; Chordata; Actinopteri; Gymnotiformes; Gymnotidae. The record is from RefSeq and is a predicted model, not a curated record.